ACUCUUGAAGUGUUCAGUCUGUGUUCAACUUCACAAUCAAAACAUUGUCGUUCGUUCGCUGGUAGUACAGGUUUUCUACACUUUCGUUGCGUGCCUCCCAGAAGUCCAGACAAUACAAAAGCAGGAAGAACAAAUUAUGGAGUAACUCACAUUGUUCCGCCUGGUACCGCAGAUUCCCACAAAUCAGCUGUGCGAUCAUCGGUCGCAACAACUGUGCUCGCAGAUGAGUGGUGGAAUUUUGCCCCUACACAACCUAUAGGUAGUGGCUGGUAGUGUGUUGUAACAUUCCAGAAGAAAGGUAUUUGUGAUCAGGUAGUAACUGGAUUAUUGGUUCAAUCCGAGAUUUUCGUUUCUCUUGUAAAGUGAAAAUUGUUCUGUGGGACGAGCGAGAUAUCGAAACGUCUUAGAUCAAAAAACGGAAAAAUCGAAAGUGACGACCCUGUUCCUGUCUGCGUUGUGUGGGGCUGUGCCCCAAUCGUGUUAAACGCGACCGUGUAGGUAUAGUGCUUUAAUAUCGGGUGCUCGCAACGGGAUCGUGUUUUUCCGCUUCACUUAAAAAUAUUGGUGAGCAGUAUUAUGUAAAUUUAUUCAUCCCUUGCGUUUUGUUGUGAAUCGAAGUGGAGAUAAACGGAACUUAAUCCAAUCAAGUGUUGAGUGUGAUGUGAUCGGUUGUGGAACAUUACCAGACAAGACAGCAGCGGAUAUCGACGACGACGGAAGAAAAUAUGCUUUCGAGCUCACUAUGAUAGCGACUGGUACGAGGCGUGCGGGACAGAAAAUGUCCAAACAACAAGGCAAAUAUGAAUUGCUUAAGGAGAACACUAGUUUAAGGAAAAAACACACCUACAUACAAGGAUGCCUUCUGCUGGCCUUAUGCGCACUGUCCAGCGUGGCGGUGUACGCGACCUGGACGAUGAUCUACCGACAGAAUCUAAUCAUUCCACCGACACUAAUCGACAUUCCGCCCCUGUGGCCCGAACGAUUACGCCAGUACGCCGGAAGUUAUCGCACCGCCACCACCAGCGCCUUCCAUUCAUCGGUUCCUUCCUCAGCGGCGGAGCCGGACGACGAUGUCGACACGGCAGUACUGUUUCCGAACACGCAGCAGCCAUUACCAGGCGGACUCAACGACACGGAAUCCAGCACCGAAGAGCAACGUAUCAAAGAGCUGGAAAACGAACGAAUCCUCCCGUCAAAAUUCGGUAACUUCAUUUACUCGAAGGAAGCCUCCAAGGGGGCGCGGGAGGUGCGGAAGAUUGUCUGCUACUACACGACACCCACGAUGACGGGGAGAGGAGGCAGAGGCCGGGUGAGAAGUAAUCUCUACCCGGAACACAUCGAUCCGUAUCUGUGCACUCAUCUGAACGUGGGAAUGACGUACAUCCUGAACGGGACGGUGUAUAUCGACGACGAUCUGCGGCGGGUGUUCGAGCAAACAAAGCUGCUGAAGAAGGCCAACCGGCAGUUGAAGGUUCUGCUGUGGGUUGGUGGCGGUGGUGUCGGAGGGUUUGCCGAAAUGGUAACCAACCAUGCCAGUCGGAAGUUGUUUAUUCAGUCACUGAAAGCGACGCUGGAAAUGUAUCAGCUGGAUGGAGUCGAUCUGGACUGGGAGUUUCCGGGCAGUGGGAAUAAGAAUCGAAUGCAUUUCUCGCAGCUACUGCACGAAAUUCGGCGGGAGUAUCAGCGGGAACAUCGGACGUAUAUUUUGAGUGUGGCGGUGGCAGCUCCGGAGAUGAUCGCUUACAUGUCCUAUGAUGUGAGGGAGAUCAACAGUUAUGCGGAUUAUGUGAACAUUAUGACGUAUGAUUACCAUUUCUUUGCGCCGGAAACGCCGUGGACGGGCUUCAAUGCACCGCUAUAUCGCCGCCAGGACGAACAUUCGAUCUUCGGCACUCUGAACAUCAACGCUUCCGUCCAUUACUGGCUAUCGGCGGGACUGGAAAAGAGUAAAAUCGUGAUCGGUUUGCCGACCUAUGGGCACACAUUCCAGCUGGUUAGCGCCUUUAAUACACGGAUCGGAGCACCGGCUUCCAACUACGGUCGGGUAGGGAUGGUUGGAUUUGCUUCCUAUUCGGAGAUUUGCUGGUUCCGGCGGCACAAUAUCUACGUCCAUCAGGUGUACGAUGUGGAUAGUUGUUCGCCCUAUCUGUAUGCGGGGACCGAGUGGAUUUCCUACGAGGAUGAGCGCAGUUUGGAGUGUAAGGCGAACUACAUCAAGGAGCAUGGGUUUGGUGGGGCGAUGAUCUUUUCGCUUAAUACCGAUGAUUUCGGGGAGUACUGUGCGGAUAGUUUGCUGUACGACGAGGAGGAAGCUGGUGGCAGGAGAAGACAGGAGCAGAGUAAUUUUCCACUGUUGAGAAAGAUCCAUUCCGUGCUGGCGGAUUAGGGAAAGGGUACGUUAAUGGUGGUUUCUCCUUCCGAUAGCUAGAUGGAGCCGGUGAGCAUUUGAAACAGUAACGACUUAUAACGAUUAAGUACAGUUUUAUGCAUUGAUGUGUUGUUGGAUGACGAUGACAGCGAUUUUUAGAGAAAGAUUGGAAUUGUGAGGAAGACUCGGAAACUGAUAUUACAUUCGAAGAUAUUAAUUGAAGCACAGUGUCGAAAUUGCGAGAAAAAGAAACAAACGAACAGUAUAUAAUUAACGGUAUCUAGUCAGCUCGCUUGAUUCGGUGCGAUUUCACGUAGGUAUGAAUUUAUUUAUGAACAAAAAUUAGACGAAUCCGCGCUUGGGCGUUUCAGGACACACAA
Topomyia yanbarensis is the source of this 2748-nucleotide messenger RNA. RefSeq names its product chitinase-3-like protein 2. Lineage: Eukaryota; Metazoa; Arthropoda; Insecta; Diptera; Culicidae. Gene Ontology annotation, molecular function: chitin binding; chitinase activity. Gene Ontology annotation, cellular component: extracellular region. The record is from RefSeq and is a predicted model, not a curated record. Gene Ontology annotation, biological process: chitin catabolic process; carbohydrate metabolic process. The coding region runs from base 743 to 2386 and encodes 547 amino acids. The transcript has 4 exons.